CUGCUCAAAUAGUAAUUACAGUUAUAAGUCUAUAUAGUAGACACUUGCGCUUCAAGACUACAGUCAUUCGUUUUCGACUAUCGGCAAAUAUGUUACGUAUUUUAACUUUGGUUCUCUUCCUACACCUGUUUUCUGUCACAACGUCAUCGGAAGUAUUGUCAUACGCAAGAGUAUCGAAGAACGGACAGUUAGCAAGAAGUUCUCACGAUUCUUUCUCGUGGAUCACUAGGCUAUCAAUGAAAAACACUACGAGCGUGGAGGAUGAAAAUAAAGAAAGAAGUAUAAACAAUGUCGUUAUCACAGUAUCACCUGUUUACGUACCACCCAGGACCCCAAAAUUAAAGAAAGGAGAAGCGAUCGAUUAUUCAAUCACUCCAAAAUAUUCCACAUUGGAUAAUGACAUGAUAGCUAAGCUAGACGCUACAGGCAAAAAAUUAAUUCAAAAUCGGUUUCAUCCACCUGUUAAUUUCGAGCAUAACGUCGCGCAUACAAACGGAAAACCGCAGAAAGGAACGUUAAAUACAGAAAGCUCCUUAAAUUUAAAUUCAUCUACUUUUCUUGGUCCAAUCUUCUCUGCUAUGUACGAAUACAAUCCGAAUACAGAAUUUCUCGAUGAUGAAUCACUGGUACCCAAACCAAUGAUUAGCAAAUAUCCAUCUACGGAUGAUAAAAAGAUCCUGGAUUCUUAUAAAUCACCACCGAAUAAAUAUCAUCCCGGGCAUGAAGCGGAUUAUCUUAGUUACGACAUUGCUCCUUCAUAUGAAAAUGGCGAACUUGGAUCAAAGCCCGCGAAAUUUGUCAACUAUUAUGAUCAUUCGCCUUCAUUUAUGGAGACGGAACAAGAUAUUCCAUAUGAACACGAUUUUCAUCACGAUAUAAUAUACGAUAACGUACCUGAAUAUCAUCAUCACGAAACCACAACGGAGGAGCCGGAAAUGAAUGAUGAGCGACUCGACAAAAGACCAUACUCGUAUUACUUUAUAGGAAAAAAGCUUUGGUAUAUACCUUUAUACUUUAGCAUUUAUUUUAUCAUAUAUAUAGCCGCUCUCGUAUUGAAAAGCAUCGCUAGGCAUAAGAUCAACUUCCCGGCUCAUCUAGCAGAAGCUGUAAAUCAUAAAAGAAGCGAUUCGAGUGAAGGAUGGUGGUCAUUUACUGAAAAAAUACUUGAAGGAUUGGAACAAUUCGCUGAAACAUAAAAAUUCGAAAGAUUGAUAAUAUUAUUUUAACGAUAAAUUAUCAAUGAGGAAAUUUCGAAAAAGAAUCAAUGCAUGUGUAAAUAAUUAUUUCCUUUUUCUUUAAAAAAAAAAAUAGAAAAAAAAUUGCUUUUGUAAUUCUAUCGAGUAAAACCAAUUGAUAUAGAAAUUAAUUUAUAAAACGUAGAAUAUGUCGU
Cataglyphis hispanica is the source of this 1390-nucleotide messenger RNA. RefSeq lists its product as uncharacterized. The record is from RefSeq and is a predicted model, not a curated record. The transcript is spliced from 4 exons. Lineage: Eukaryota; Metazoa; Arthropoda; Insecta; Hymenoptera; Formicidae. The coding region runs from base 90 to 1196 and encodes 368 amino acids.